Messenger RNA from Cuscuta epithymum, 2264 nucleotides. Lineage: Eukaryota; Viridiplantae; Streptophyta; Magnoliopsida; Solanales; Convolvulaceae. The record is from the annotation of a GenBank genome assembly.
GGUUACAUGGGCCAUAAAGCCCAGAUUUUUUUUUUGAAACCAGUAGCUAAAUUACGUGUUGGGUUCUGCUGCUUCACUUCCGCCUCGGAUCACAAGUUCUUCCACAGACAGACGAGGGACGAGGCAACUAGCUGGACGGGAGUCUUGCGAGCAACCCACCACUUCCGCCUUCAACCAUUCCAGAGUUUACCUAAAAUGGCCAUCAUGGAUGACCCCACUUCUGCUCCUCCUCAGGCAGACCUCAAUGACCUACAACAAAAUCAACAUAUUGCAACACAAAACUCUGAAAGCAAUGGACAAGUUGGCAAUGGAGGCAUGCCCCGAACAAAGAUAUUAUGGUUUCUAAAACGUUUCAAGAAGAAGAAGAAAACAGGAGGGUGGAGUUCAGCCACUUUCUUACUAGUAAACCAAGGACUAGCAACUCUGGCAUUCUUCGGGGUGGCAGUAAACUUGGUGCUGUUCUUAACGAGAGUGUUGGGACAGAGCAACGCAGUAGCGGCGAACAAUGUGAGCAAAUGGACGGGAACCGUUUACCUCUGCUCACUCUUGGGUGCUUUCCUCAGCGACUCUUAUUGGGGCCGCUACCUUACCUGUGCCAUCUUUCAGCUCAUUUUCAUCGCGGGACUUCUUACCUUGUCCUUAGCAUCAUGGAUUAUGUUGAUAAAACCAGAAGGGUGCGGGGACGGUAUAGAGCCAUGCACGCCACCGACCAAAUAUGGCACCGCCAUAUUCUACCUGGCCAUUUACAUGGUUGCACUCGGCUAUGGCGGACACCAACCAACAGUGGCCACAUUAGGGUCCGACCAGUUUGACGAGUCAAACCCUAAAGAGGUGGCUUCCAAGGCUGCCUUCUUUAGCUGCUUUUACUUUGCUCUCAACCUUGGAUCGCUCUUCUCAAACACUAUCUUGGUUUACUUUGAGGAUAAUGGGGGCUGGAUUUUGGGGUUUUGGGCUUCUACUGACUCUGCUAUCAUCGCUUUGGUCCUGUUCUGGGUUGGCUCGCCAGGUUAUACCUGUGUUAAGCCUUUUGGCAACCCUAUUUACCGAAUCGCCCAGGUUUUCACAGCUGCUUUCCACAAACUGCACGUUAAGCUCCCCGAGAGAGAGGAGGAACUGUAUGAGGUUGGUUGCUCCCAGGCAUCUACUAUUGAAGGAAGUCGCAAGAUCCUUCACACAGACAACUUGAAGUGUUUGGACAAGGCAGCGGUUGUGACACAAAAAGACCGAUUUGGGUCGCCGAGCCCAUGGAGGCUGUGUACGGUGACUCAAGUGGAAGAGGCCAAAUGUGUGCUUCGGAUGCUUCCCAUCUGGCUCUGCACCAUCAUGUACUCAGUCAUCUUCACCCAAAUGUCUUCCCUCUUUGUUGAGCAAGGUGAAGUCAUGAGUGCCCGCCUUGGCACUUUCCGCAUCCCUGCUGCCAGCAUGUCUGCCUUCGACAUCUGCAGCGUCCUUAUCUGCACCCUCCUCUAUCGCUUCGUCGUCAUCCCCUUCACUUCUACCCUCAGCAAAAAUCCCAAGGGCAUCACCGAGCUCCAGCGGAUGGGUAUCGGCCUAGUCAUCGGAAUGCUUGCCAUGCUGGCUGCUGGCUUCACCGAGAUUCAACGCCUCCGGCGGGUUUCCCCUGGGGAGCAAAUGAGCCAUCUCAGCAUCUUGUGGCAAAUCCCACAGUACAUUCUUGUCGGAGCAUCUGAGGUUUUCAUGUACGUCGGGCAGCUGGAGUUUUUCAACGGCCAAGCCCCUGACGGGAUCAAGAGUUUUGGAAGCUCUCUGUGCAUGGCGUCCAUGUCGUUGGGGAACUAUUUCAGCAGCAUGUUGGUGAAUGUGGUCAUGGCCAUCACUGUCCGGGGAGAAAUCCCGGGGUGGAUACCGGAAGACCUGAAUACUGGGCACAUGGACAGGUUUUACUUCCUCAUCGCCGGCCUUGCUGCUGUCGAUCUUGUGAUGUUUGUGAUGUGUGCGAGAUGGUACAAAUGCAUCAAAGUUGAGGACAACAGCCAUAAUGAUGACCCCAGCUCAUCGCGCUUGAAAGAAAGCCAGCAGUUAGAUGAUGAUGAAGAAUUAGAUCAAGUUUAAUUUGAUUCAGUUAAUUAAUCUAUUCAUUAUUAGUUAGACCUAUCAUUCUUUUUAACCAACGGUUACUAUUGAUUCAUGAUGUACAUACGUAAAUACGUAAUAACGUUAGUUAAUAAAAACCUCUUAUCUUCGUCCUAUUUGAUUUGAAUUUUUGUAUUGUCAUUUCACAUUUUUAUGUAAUUUGAUGCGGG